CGAAUAUCGAAUGUUUGUAUCUAAGAGCUUCUUGCUAUCAUGCUAUUGGAGAAUUUAAAGAAGCAGUUAAAUAUUAUGAUGCCGCCCUAGAUCUUGAAUUAGAUUCAAUGGAAAAAUUUAUACUCCAGUGCUUAGCCUUCUAUCAGAAAGAAAUUGCGCUGUACACAGCUUCAAAGUUUAAUACUGAGUUAUCACGGUUUGACUUUGAUGGUGACAUAGAUCCCCUCUUUAAGUACUGAAUGGCGGGACUUGCUGCUUUAGAGAUUGCACAGAAAGUUGUCAGAGUUUGGCGCUCUAUACAAACUGAUUGGAAGCAUUCAAAUAAAGGUUGUCUUAAGCAUGGAAAGAAAGUGAGGAGAAAAGAACUUAUCCCUACUAGUCAUAACAGAGGUGGUGCUGGUUGCAGCACUAGCAGUUUUUUUGAAUCAUCAACUACCAGUAAUGUAGCAGAAGAUAGACCAUUCAGGCGUCCUUCAUUGCCAUGGCAUGGUGUUUAUUCAAUUGCUGUCAAAUGGAGACAAAUAUCUGAACCAUGUGAUCAAGUUGUUUGGAUUAACAAACUGAGUGAGGAAUUUAAUUCUGGAUUUGGAUCCGAAACUCCUCUUGUUCUUGGGCAAGCAAAAGUGGUACGCUAUUUCCCAAAAUUUUACAGAGCAUUCAGUGUUGCCAAAACAUUAAUGAAGGAGAAUAAGUAUGCCCGUGACAAGAAGAACAACCUCAUCUAUCUCAAUGAAGAUGGAAAAUUGCAAGAAAUAAUGAAUGCAGAAUCAUGCUCAGACCUUUAUAAAGCUGUGGGCCAGGAUUUCUGGUUGGCUACUUGGUGCCACAGUACGGCAGUUGAGGGAAAACAGCUUGAAGGAACUAGGAUCUCUUUAACACAAACGGAUCCAAUUGGGUAUGAUUUUGCUGUCAAAACUCCUUGCACACCUUCAAGGUGGGAUGACUUCGAAAUGGAAAUGGUUUCAGCAUGGGAGGCACUCUGUGAUGCUUGUUGUGGUGAAAAUUAUGGGUCAACCGAUUUUGAUGUGCGAGAAUGUUAGGGGGGCAAUUUUAAGGAUGACUUAUUACUGGUAUAAUUUUAUGCCGUUAUCAAGAGGCACUGCUGUAAUUGGAUUGGUUGUGUUGCUUGGGCUGUUUAUGGCCGCCAACAUGGAAUUCGCUGGUACCAUUCCAGAGGGCGUUCAGGGAUGCAAUUCUAGAACGCGACCCUAACUCGUUUAUAUCUUCCGUGAAAAGCUGGCUGUAUCCUUCCCUCAAGAUCGUGGAAAGGGUACCCUGAUGUAGCCUCAACUCUUGAAACAACAGGACUAGUUGUUGCGGCGUUGAGCACCUACUCUGAUUGAGGAACUCAUCUAUAAGAUAUGAGUGAGUUUUUAGGUUUGACUCGGACGCCGCAGGAAGGACCAGUUUAUGUGGCGUUCGCAUUUUAUGAAGUGUUUUUGUUAGGUGUAUGUAUUGUUGUGCAAUCUAAUACUAGUUAUUAAUCUAGAUUAAUUAACCUCGUAUAAUGUUUGGUUUGCCAGUGUUAUUUAAGUCUUGAGGUUG
Salvia splendens (bonfire salvia) is the source of this 1545-nucleotide messenger RNA. Its product is annotated as suppressor of RPS4-RLD 1. Gene Ontology annotation, biological process: negative regulation of DNA-templated transcription. The transcript is spliced from 11 exons. NCBI's taxonomy places the organism in Eukaryota, Viridiplantae, Streptophyta, Magnoliopsida, Lamiales, Lamiaceae. The record is from RefSeq and is a predicted model, not a curated record. The coding region runs from base 240 to 1040 and encodes 266 amino acids.